Molecule: messenger RNA, 1327 nt
Organism: Pocillopora verrucosa
Lineage: Eukaryota; Metazoa; Cnidaria; Anthozoa; Scleractinia; Pocilloporidae
Product: ubiquinone/menaquinone biosynthesis C-methyltransferase UbiE-like
Source: RefSeq, a predicted model, not a curated record
AGCAAGUGAUCAGAAUGUCCAAUUCCAAACAUGUUGCAAAGAGUUAUCAGCAAUUAUCGCUUAUUCAAAGAGAGCAUGGAAAAAAACUGAUCGACGAUGUACAGAUUCAUCGCGGACAAGUUAUCCUAGAUUUGGGCUGCGGCACUGGAGAAUUGUCUGCGUAUCUUUCCGAGCUCGUAGGAGAAGAUGGAAGAGUCAUUGCCGUUGAUCCCGACAGUUAUCGAGUAGAAGUGGCGCGAGAAUCACAUAGGGAAGUCAAAAAUCUCGCAUUUCAUGAAGGAAGCUCUGCUAGCUUCCCAGGAAUGGACUCGGAGACUUACGACAUCGUCUUCUCCAACUUUGUGUUGCACUGGAUUCAGGAUAAAGAAGAAGCUUUUAAGAACGUAUUUCGGAGUCUGAAACCAGCAGGGAAAAUUGUCGUGAGUUACGGCGAUCGCUUACUUUCCAUCAUCGAUAAAAUUUAUCGAGAACUUCAAAACUCAGAAAGCAUGGAGCGUAUGCUAAGCAAACUCUAUUUCGAGAGAAGGUCAAAAAUCGAAGAGAUAUGUUCGGCUGCGGGGUUCGAAAUUGUAAAAAGUGUCGACGUCAAAAUGGAGGAUCUUGAGUUCGAAGAUGUCGAAAGCCUCUGCUCAGUUAUCUCGGCAACCAAUCAAGGCAGGUUUGUUUCAGAGCUAGCCACGAGAGAUAAGAUAUCGAGGUUUUGUGCCCAGUAUACAAGCGGGGAAAAUUCUAAACCGUUAACGUUUUUCAUGGAUGAAGAUUAUUUCUACGUGUUGAUUGCAGCCAAACCAUAGAGAAGGAGACGGCCUUUUAGAUUAUAAUUGAAAUUGCAAGUAGAAAAGGUUGUUUGAAUUUUCAGUCCAAUCUGGAAUAUGUCGUUUUUAACUUUAAUUUUGUGGUGUAAACAAAACUUAUUACCAUUUCUUUUAAGUCUGCGGAGCGCUAAGCAGAUUGCGUGUCAACAGCGAAGAAUUUUUGUCCCUGAUGGAACCGCUUUGUAUCGAUGAAGAUCGGUUCAAGCAGUAAACUUUGAUUUUGCUUUCUCUGAAAACAACUGGUGCGAUCUCGGUACUUGUAGGCAAUUGAACGAUGUCGUCUGUUUAGUUAGUUCUUACAUCAGACAAUAUUUUUGUCACAGAGUGUUGAUUUAGUAAUGUUGCGGUGUAGGUUAUGGUUGGUUGCGUAAAAUGUCAGAGUACUUUUCAGCUACUGCGCAGGCGCGUAAUGCAAGGUUGUCACGGUCAGAUGAAGUGGUAGUUUGUUUAGCAGGCUUUAUUGUGGGGUAAGGGCGUGUUAAUUAUUAUUUCCUAAGGGGGUAGGGGAGGGA